Molecule: messenger RNA, 2189 nt
Organism: Seriola aureovittata
Lineage: Eukaryota; Metazoa; Chordata; Actinopteri; Carangiformes; Carangidae
Gene: tmem154
Product: transmembrane protein 154
Exons: 9
Coding region: 130-747 (205 amino acids)
Source: RefSeq, a predicted model, not a curated record
CUGUGCGAGUCUGAGGGUGUGUGAUUUUUUUUUUCUCUCUCUCUCUCUGCCUUCCAUUUAACAUGUUAAGUCAAAUCAGGAAGUGUGAUGCUGUGACAGUACAGAAGGAAGCAGGCACAUAAUGGCACUAUGUCUGCCUCUCGGCCUGGUAACAUGAGAGGCCUCUGGGUGAAGACCCCUCUCCUGCUGCUGCUGCUGCUCUUGACCACUCUGUCUGGCACAGUGUUAUGCCAAAGUGAAGAUUACGAUGAAAAUACAGAGACUGAGGCACCAGAAACCGAUGGCUCAGACCCCGCUGUUGAUACAGAGCCCUCUGAGCCCCCAAGUCUUAAUGAAGCCACAUCACAACCCUACUUUACAGAAGAGUCAGCGGGCGAUGGGGAAGACACUGGUUCAGGAACUCUCCUCCCUGUAGCAGUGGACCCCAGCGCUAUUAUUUCCACCAUCCCACCAGAGGACGAUGAACAGAAUUUGGGUGUCAUCAUCAUCCCGCUCUUUGUGGGGCUGGUGGUCAUAAUCAUUGGCCUGAUAGUUUUAGGCAUUUUCAUCAGCCGCGGACGGAUCAACAAAACAAGAAAUCAAGAGCUAAGAAAAGAAGAUCCAUAUUUGGAUGGAUCCAACACUGAGAAGGUGCCAAUGCCCAUGUUUGAAGAAGACGUACCUUCUGUCCUUGAACUAGAAAUGGAGGAGUUGGACCAAUGGAUGAAAAAAGAUGGAGAAACUGCAGAGGACUCUAAAAAUGCAUGAUUCUAAUUAUGGUUAACAAAGGACGCUCUCCCGGUAUGCAAGGACACACAGUCAACAAUGCAUAGUUGCCAACUUGGAUGUUCUGACCUCUCUACAAUAAUCCAGCUACAUUUGUGACCACAGGAGGUAAUUUGACUGCCAGGAAACAACGUCACACCACUUAGGGGACACUUACAAACAUUUUUUUUUUUCAGUAAAACAUUAAGCAAGAAAAAUUAAUUUUAAAAGUCUCUUUCCCUCCUCCUGAAAGUCCUCAGUGGAGAGCAACGUGCAACAAUUGGACGUGAAUGUGUUAAAUAGUGGCUUUUUUUAUCACAGUGAUCAGUAUUUUGCCUUUCAUGUAUUGUUUCUUUCGUGCUUUGUCUGUUUUUAUUCCUUACUGCCAAUAUUACCGGUAAAAUAUACAGUAUUUUCUGUCUCAUCGAGUCAGCCUGAGGGAAAAGUAUUUUUGUUUAAAAAAAAAAAACAACCCACUGCUGUUGCUACAAAACGUUCCCUGUUUGCUGAUUCAUACUGUUAAAGAGUGCGUGGUCAUCUACAAGUGCAUUAAGUCAAUACUCUUCUCCAGCCCUUCACAGGUAUGACUGCUCGUAGUUUCUGCUGAUGGCUUAUCUUCAGCUCAAAGCCUCUUUGUUAUUUUACACUGUGUGACUCCCUCCAACUGCAGCUUUUAAUGGGGAAAUAUCCUGUUGAGGAUUGUAGGCAUGCAUGACAGAGAAGGCCACUCCUUUUUCAUGCCUGUGCAGAGCCGGUUAGGACUAAUGGAAAAAGAGUUUUUAUUCGGAAACUGAUUGAAAUCUCAGAGUGUGAAAUCAGGAGUCUUCUGUCUGUGAGACGUUUGAUAAAUUACUGCCCGUUGCUCAAACAGCUUUCCAAAAGCUGCUACUGAUAAGAUUUCCAUCGCACCAUAGAUAGUCACUGUCUGGUUGCCAGUUUUGGCUUGUUGAAUCUAAGCAGUCAUUACACUGAUCUAAACGUAAGUGCCACUUUCUGUAAGUGUCAGUUGGUAUUUUGCAGAAUCUUGCACUGUAAAUAUGGGAGUACAGAAUAGCAAAAGAUAAUAUUUUCAUUGAAUGCCUUUUGUAAAUAUUUCAUAUAAGGCUGUAGUAUUUUUAUUUUCCUGAUGAAGCUUUGAAUAAAAUUUCAAUAAAGAAAAUAUCUUGAUAUGUCAGUCCAUCACUUUUGUCCAGAGCAAAAUAUCUCAACUGAUAUUUGACGGCUUGCCAUGUCAUUUAUGUCCAGACAUUCGUGGCCCCUUGAUGAUGGAUCCUAAUGGCUGGUAAUCCUCCGACUUUUUCUCUAGUGUCACCAUGAAUUCGAGCGAAAUGUCUCAACAACAAUUUGAUUAAUUGCAAUUAAAUUCAGUUCAGAUAUUCAAGGUCCUCAGAGGAUGAAUCCUCAUGUCUUUGGUCUUGGAUCCUCUGGCGUUUCUUCUAGCACCA